AUGGCAGCAACAACGUUAGAAGAUAAGGCGAUUUGGGAUGAUGGCGAUGGUGUCAAUAAAGAUUCAUACUUGAUUUUAGAGACUCUACCUCAAGAGUAUGACUCUAGGGUAAAAGCUAUGGAAGUGGAUGAUCGGCCAACUGAGCAGUACAGUGACAUUGGAGGACUGGAUAAACAGAUACAAGAGUUAAUUGAAGCAGUUGUGCUACCAAUGACCCAUAAAGAGAAGUUUGAAAACCUAGGAAUUCAACCUCCCAAAGGUGUUCUUUUGUAUGGACCUCCUGGAACAGGGAAGACCUUAAUGGCAAGAGCAUGUGCUGCUCAAACUAAAUCAACUUUUCUCAAGUUAGCGGGCCCACAGUUGGUGCAGAUGUUCAUUGGUGAUGGAGCAAAACUUGUAAGGGAUGCGUUUGCCUUAGCCAAAGAGAAAGCUCCAGCUAUUAUUUUUAUAGAUGAAUUGGAUGCCAUAGGAACUAAGAGAUUUGACAGUGAGAAAGCUGGAGAUCGAGAAGUUCAAAGAACAAUGUUGGAAUUGCUUAAUCAGCUGGAUGGUUUCAGUUCUACUACCGAUAUAAAAGUUAUUGCUGCAACAAACCGUGUAGAUAUAUUGGAUCCAGCUCUUUUACGAUCAGGGCGUUUGGAUCGAAAAAUUGAAUUUCCUGCACCAAACGAAGAAGCUCGUGCUCGUAUCAUGCAAAUCCACUCCAGAAAAAUGAAUGUUGAUCCGGAUGUGAAUUAUGAAGAACUUGCUAGAUGUACUGAUGACUUUAAUGGAGCUCAGUGUAAAGCUGUAUGUGUUGAAGCAGGUAUGAUUGCUUUACGUCGAGGAGGCACUGUUGUUACUCAUGAAGAUUUUAUGGAUGCUAUACUAGAAGUCCAGGCCAAGAAAAAGGCUAACCUUAAUUAUUAUGCUUAAAUGUUUUUCAAGUAUGUUCACUGUAAUAUUGUCUGAAUUGGAUUCAGUAAAUGGUUUUGUUAGAAAUCUUCUGUUCAUAUGUCUUAUUCUUAUUGUAAAGUUGUUUAUAAUUAAAAAUGAACACAAUAAAAACUCCAAGCUACUUUUAUACGUAAAAA
Molecule: messenger RNA, 1073 nt
Organism: Limulus polyphemus (Atlantic horseshoe crab)
Lineage: Eukaryota; Metazoa; Arthropoda; Merostomata; Xiphosura; Limulidae
Gene: Rpt5
Product: 26S proteasome regulatory subunit 6A-B
Exons: 9
Coding region: 1-915 (304 amino acids)
Biological process (GO): proteasome-mediated ubiquitin-dependent protein catabolic process
Cellular component (GO): proteasome regulatory particle, base subcomplex
Molecular function (GO): proteasome-activating activity; ATP binding; ATP hydrolysis activity
Source: RefSeq, a predicted model, not a curated record